ACCAGUGCAGGGUUUCUGAACCUAAACACCUCAGCAUCGGCAAUGGCACCCACAACAACAAAUCCAAUGGAUGAAACAAUCCCUGGAAGUAUUGACAUCAAGACCCUGAUCCCAAACUUGAUGAUCAUCAUCUUCGGACUGGUUGGGCUGACAGGAAAUGCCAUUGUGUUCUGGCUCCUGGGCUUCCGAUUGCACAGGAAUGCCUUUUUAGUCUACAUCUUAAACUUGGCCCUGGCUGACUUCUUCUUCCUUCUCUGUCACAUCAUACAUUCCACAAUGGUUCUUCUCAACGUUUCCCCACCCAACGUUAUUUGGGUCCAUUGUUUUGACACCAUCAGAAUGGUUCUCUACAUCACAGGCCUGAGCAUGCUCAGUGCCAUCAGCACUGAGCGCUGUUUGUCUGUCCUUUGCCCCAUUUGGUAUCGCUGCCACCGCCCAGAACACACAUCAACUGUCAUGUGUGCUGUGAUCUGGGUCCUGUCCCUGUUGAUCUGCUUUCUGAAUGGAUAUGUCUGUCAUUUCUUUGGUCCCAAAUAUGAAAUUGCCUCUGUGUGUCUGGCAAUGAACUUCUUUAUCAGAACAUACCCUAUGUUUUUGUUUGUAGUCCUCUGUCUGUCCACCCUGGCUCUGCUGGCCAGGUUGUUCUGUGGUGGUGGGAAGAAGAGAUUUACCAGAUUAUUCGUGACCAUCAUGCUGACCGUUUUGGUUUUUCUUUUCUGUGGGUUGCCCCUGGGCUUCUUCUGGUUCCUGUUUUCCUGGAUUAAGGGUGGUUUCAGUGUAUUAGAUUAUAAACUUUUUCUGGCAUCAAUUGUUCUAACUGCUGUUAACAGCUGUGCCAACCCCAUCAUUUAUUUCUUCGUGGGCUCCUUCAGGCAUCAGUUGAAGCGCAAGACACUCAAAAUGGUUCUCCAGAGUGCACUGCAGGACACUCCUGAGACACCUGAAAAUAUGGUGGAAAUGUCAAGAAUCAAAGCAGAGCCAUGA
Molecule: messenger RNA, 984 nt
Organism: Mus caroli (Ryukyu mouse)
Lineage: Eukaryota; Metazoa; Chordata; Mammalia; Rodentia; Muridae
Product: mas-related G protein-coupled receptor member A1
Biological process (GO): G protein-coupled receptor signaling pathway
Cellular component (GO): plasma membrane
Molecular function (GO): G protein-coupled receptor activity
Source: RefSeq, a predicted model, not a curated record